Molecule: messenger RNA, 1449 nt
Organism: Suillus subaureus
Lineage: Eukaryota; Fungi; Basidiomycota; Agaricomycetes; Boletales; Suillaceae
Product: MFS general substrate transporter
Exons: 10
Coding region: 1-1449 (482 amino acids)
Biological process (GO): transmembrane transport
Cellular component (GO): membrane
Molecular function (GO): transmembrane transporter activity
Source: RefSeq, a predicted model, not a curated record
AUGUCAGAUCACCCCUUGCUCGGUGCAGGCAAACAUUCCCACUAUGGUGCCUCUGACAGAAGCAGUGGUAGUCCAGUGCUUCCUGAAUACGAUGAACAGAACAGACAGAUGGUGGAGAAGAGGCUUCUCCGUAAGUUAGACCUUCGAGUUGCCUUCCUAGUUCUGAUCUACAUUAUGAGCUGUAUGGACCGGACUAAUGCAGCUGCGGCAAGGCUGCGUGGUCUUGAGGAAGACCUCGGUAUGACGGGGAAUCAGUUUAACACACUCAUGAGCAUCUUUUACGUGGGGUAUUUGUUGACGCAGACUCCUUCCAACAUGUUCUUAGAUCGCAUGACGAGGCCAUCGCUGUACCUCUCAAGCUGCAUGGCAAUAUGGGGUGCUAUCACUAUGUUCAUGGGUACGUAUCAUACCAUUCUUAUCUUGCGCCUCAUGCUUGGGUUUGUCGAGGCGGCGUUUUUCCCUGGGGCUAUUUUCCUUCUUUCACGAUGGUACAAGCGCAAUGAGCUAGGGUUCCGCACAGCGCUUCUUGCUUGCGGCAGCUCAAUCAGUAAUGCUUUCAGUGCUCUUAUAGCGUCAGGAAUUUUGGCAGGCCUAGAUGGUACACUAGGUUUUACGGGUUGGAGGUGGCUCUUCUUUAUCGAGGGGAUCUUGACAAUUGUGGUUGCAGUGUCUGCAAUCUGGAUUUUGCCAGAUUUCCCAUCAUCGCCGAGUGUUUGGCUUUUACCUGAUGAACGGACCCUGGCUAAGCGACGGAUGGAGGAGGAAGUUGUGGUCGGAAAUGAGCAUGAAGGCACGUCUGUGGAGGGUUGGUCUGGCCUUGUUGAGGCACUUACAGAUUGGAGGGUAUGGUGGCUUGGUGGUGCUCUUAUUUUGAUGGACGCUUCUUUGUCGUUCCGCAUUUUUUUCCCGACACUAUCUGCUACAAUGGGUUACAAUUCGACCAUAACCCUCUUGCUCUGUGCACCUCCGUGGAUUUUGGGAACUGCAACAUCGUUCCUUGUAGCUAGGCACUCCGAUGCUACUGGCGAUCGCUUCUGGCAUACCGCUGGUCCUCUAUUUGUCGCCAUCCUUGGGUUCAUGAUUGCAUUUUCUACCAUGAAUACGGCCGUUCGAUAUUUGUCCCUAUUCUUUAUGGCUCAGGCCCCAGUUGCACACAUUGUGUCUUUGACCUGGGUUAUGAACACAUUUUCCCGAUCACAGUCGAAACGCGCUGCAGCCAUCGCAUUAGUCAAUGCCAUGUCAUCACUUGGCUACAUCGGUUCAUCGUACUUUUGGCCGUCCCGUUGGGGGCCUUCAUACGCGAACUCAUACGCCAUGUGCACCUUGACGAGCACCAUGUCUAUUGUGAUGUUUUGGGUAUUUAGGAGGCACCUUUCCCAGUGCAAUGAAGCUGCUGAAGCCGAAGAGCAGGCUCUGGGGCUGCUCAAAGGCUUUAGAUAUCUCUUGUAG